AUGGCCCGCCCACGCUACCAAGCCCACCGGCCUCGAUCUCGUGUUGGGAUGGACAAGUUUGGCUUGAAAUCUCGCUUGCCGCGCUGGGCUUGGCAAUCUAUUUCCAGGUGGUCCCCACGAAAACGGAGUGGCAAAAGGCGAACAAAUCUGCGGGCUGGUUUCCCGAGUCACUGGACAUCCGAAGAUCCUACUGACAAAGAUGGCUUGAAAUGCUUAGCUUUUGGCCCGAACGGAUCGUACAUGGUUGUUCCGUGCAGUUCCGUCCUCUGCCCCUUUUGGAAAGGUGAAGCCGCUGAGAAAUUUUGCUCAAAUAAGAAGCAGGUCGAUUACCUGGCAUUCUGCGGUUUGGACCAGCACUAUGUGCUCUAUUCUGAUGGCAGCUGCGAGCACAAGCUGCCGUCGAAACUGGUAGAAUUGAUUGAGACGGAGGGCGUGAGCUGGAUAUCCUUCGGGAGCGACAGCUACAUUCUUGAAUCAGCAGCAGGAGAGCUGCGCUGGAACAACAUCCCGAAAAGGUUGGAAGUAAAGCUGCAAGAAAGGCGGGACCUUGUAUCAGUAAGCUUGGGCAGGGAGAACACUUACUGUGCCAUUUUCAAGUCAGGCCCCGUUUGGUCGCAUGGUGUCCCCGAACUGUUGGAUACAAUGCUCAAGACAAGGACCGUCCCCGAUACUCAUGCCAGCAUUGAGACGUUUGAUGCGGUGUGCCUUUCAUCUUAUGACGAUCGCUUUUACUUGCAAUACAAUGGAGGAGCUGCGUACUGGGAUUGCGGCGAAUGCUCUCAAUUUACUCGCAUGAUGCAAUGCCAUGACACCUUGCGACCUCAAGAGAUCUUCUACUCCAACGAGUCCAUCGCUUCCACUUUCUCAGAUGGGAGAUCUAUAUACGACGCAGCCCAAGGUCUCAAUCAGGGCAGCCUCCACAUCACCGAUUUCCCACUUGUUCAAGUCUUCAGGAUUGGCAGCUCCCUCUUCAGCCGAAACAACCGGCGAUUGUGGGCCUUCCGCAACUCCGGCGUCGAUUGGGUGCCUGUGAUAUAUGUGCACCGCCCUUUCUAUGCUCGUGGAUUGAAAAAACGAGAAGAGAUUUACGUACGCUACACUCGCUGA
Messenger RNA from Symbiodinium sp. CCMP2592, 1107 nucleotides. The record is from the annotation of a GenBank genome assembly. Lineage: Eukaryota; Dinophyceae; Suessiales; Symbiodiniaceae.